Molecule: messenger RNA, 2410 nt
Organism: Aspergillus aculeatinus CBS 121060
Lineage: Eukaryota; Fungi; Ascomycota; Eurotiomycetes; Eurotiales; Aspergillaceae
Exons: 1
Coding region: 90-1928 (612 amino acids)
Source: RefSeq, a predicted model, not a curated record
GACAAGCCUCUCAUCAUGAACCGCUUGCCAGUCGAAAUAAAGCAAAUGAUUGCUGACGUGGUAAGAACAGUGACGUUUGCAUUGUAUUAAUGAACCCCUCUAACCGCAUCUGCUGGAUCGGCGAUGUGUCGCGGGAUUCCCUGCGGGAUUUAUCGCAGGUGAACCAUGAGUGGCACGAGAUUGCCGGACCUGGCGUCUAUGGAACCCUCCUUAUCCACCUAGAGGCCAAGAAGCCAGCUCAUCUUGACCGCGUGAUUCGGCUUCUGGACGCUACCCUCAUUCUACCGCUUGUGAAACACGUGAUACUGUUGAAUAGAGAUACGAGGCGUUCCAUAGCAGCAGCGAAGGACGAGAGGCUCUGUCGGUAUCUACGCCAAAGUCCCCCGGAGGAUAUCAUCGUCCCCGGGUUGGGUGUAUACAUGGGGGAUUGGAACCCCAUCAUCCGCCUCGUGCAGCGGCUGACUUCGCUGAAGCGCUUCGAUUUCCUGAUUCACAUGUACUACCCGCCGGAACUGUUACAUGUUCUCGCCCAGGCGCACCCGCACUGCCGCGUAUCGGUAUCUCCCCGCUGCAGCUUCUACCCAGCGGAGGACUUCUCGCGGAAGAGAUGGGCUCAAUCUCCGGUGCUACAUGCGGUUCGGGUUAUCUACUACGAAGAUCCAGUCUAUGAGACCGUUCACACGGAGCAUCCCGAUCGCUCUCUGCGAGAUCUCCUACGCCAAGCGCCCCAUAUCAAGCAGGUGUCCUUGCAGAUCAGCCCGAAGACGCCAGGCAGCACACGGCAGAACUACACCAAAUGGCUCGAGUCCCGGCCGCCGGAGAGCGGAAUCGAUACCAGUCCUACGCGUGCGAGGCUGGAAAUCUUGUCAUUACCCUUAAGCACCACAAUGACCGGGGACGGGUUCCAAGCGUGGUCCCGGGUGACCGACCUGGGCUACCUGACUGCAUGGACGGCGGGCGCCCUAGAAGAGGAGAGCGCGCUGGCAGCCAUCACAGACCUGCAGCCCUUCCGCGCCCUCAAGCGUCUCACCAUCUCCCUCCAGCCGCCUGCAGACUCUCUACCCUCAUGGUCCCAGACCAUUCAGGCGAUGUUCGACUCGCUUCCGCCGCUGACGUAUCUCUGCCUUCUGGGCACGUACGAUCCGACGAUUCUCCCCACUGCCGUCCUCGACCGCCAUGGCUCGACGUUGGUCGAGUUGAAGCUGCAUCGUGAGACCCCCAAGUACCAAAGCUACGAGUCCACCCGGCUGGCGCAAAAGGGUCAGAUCGCCCCGAUGUUUCCCGCGGAUGCGAUUCGCCGGAUGGCAGUCCGCUGCCCGAGGCUGAAGACGCUGCGCAUCUGCGUGCAGCGCCACCGGGGCCACCCCACCGAAACGGAGGCCUACAAGGCCCUCGGCGAAUUCCCGGCGCUGGAGACACUGGACCUCGUUCUCAACUGCCUCCCGGUGGUGCAGAACGACGGGACACCCUUCCCGCCGCGCGCGCUGAGUGAGUACGAGCAGGGGCACAACCAGGACCACGUGCCCAGAUGGAUUCUCCGGGACUGUGCCAUCAACUGCGCGAUCGACGCCCCGCUGGCCGCGGCCAUCUUCAAGCGUAUCCACCCGCGGCCGCAGAGGGGCACUCUGCGACUGCUGCGCCUCCACCCGCUCGCAGGCCACCACGGUCAGUAUCGGGUGGCCCCUGAAAUAAGAAACUCACAGGCUCUUCUUGCGCGCGGGUAUCUCAACUUUCAGGUCAUGGGGAAGUGGCAGGUCGCUUGGGAUGGUGCCGGUUGGCUGCGGCCCCGAAACCGUGAGACAGCACGCUGGGAGGGAAGGAGAUCAGCAGUGACGAGCGCGGAUCUUGAGAUCUUUGAGUCUAUUUGGCCGUUGGCCCGGGCAACCAAGGAUUGGCCGUUAGACUGGCAGAGCUGGCCUCUGCAAUAGAGACGCACUUCUUUUUUGUUCUUUGCCUCGACAAGCUCGUAAUCGAGGCACCAAGUAGGAACGAAAAUAGCAGCCAGUAGCCGGUCCAGUUGUCGGGUGUGAAACAGUCUACAGCACGAGUCGCUCUGUAUGAUCCGUACUCAUAGACAGGCUGUCUUCACGUUGUAUGUGGUUUCAUCUAUCGGUCAUGUGCGAUCCUUUAAACGUAGUGUAGACUGAUGAAAAGAUAUACGACCCGGCCCAAGCAAAGUGGAUUAUUCUACUGGCAGAUUUGUCCCUUGUUUAGGCAUGAUAUGAACCCGAAGACAUAGGGUUGGCAGCUGAGGACAGAGUUAUAGUGACUCGACCGCGCUACUAUUGUUCCUCACUACUAGUCAUACAAAAAGCUCCCGUCUCCAUGAUCGAGCCGCCAGAUGAUAUAUACAACACCCCCUCAUUUACAUAUACUGAAUCGCUGCAUUCUGAUAUCUAACGCAUCACAC